Messenger RNA from Hermetia illucens (black soldier fly), 1005 nucleotides. Its product is annotated as serine protease 27-like. Lineage: Eukaryota; Metazoa; Arthropoda; Insecta; Diptera; Stratiomyidae. Gene Ontology annotation, molecular function: serine-type endopeptidase activity. The record is from RefSeq and is a predicted model, not a curated record. The transcript has 5 exons. Gene Ontology annotation, biological process: proteolysis. The coding region runs from base 87 to 956 and encodes 289 amino acids.
GUGCGCUAUAUAUCAUGAAUAAAUGUCUAAACCCAAACAACAAUGUUUAAAUAGCCUGACAAUGAUUUUCACUUUUAUCGUUGCUCAUGAAAAUUAUGAGUAUUUUAGUUUUAAAGGUUUUGUUUUUACUUUUCAUUAGCAGAUUUUUGAGCUGUGAAACCAACAGUCAAGGAACCUCAAAAAUAGCAAAACCUGGAGAUUAUCCUUGGCAAGUAUCGGUGCAAUUUGAAGGAUAUGGGCAUCUAUGUAUUGGAACGUUAAUCACACUCCAGCAUGUUUUUACAACUGCUUCUUGUGUAAGAAUUGGCGUAAGGAUAUUAGAAAUAUAUGGUCGAAUCAUAGCCGGUGACCUUUCUACUAAACUCGAAAGAAAUCCUAAUCGGCAAAUUGGAUAUUUUACAAACAUAACCAUUCAUCCCGAAUAUGAUUGCCAAAUGACGAACAAUAAUGCGGCUGUUAUUCAGGCGAAUGAACCGUUUACUGCCACAAAAUAUGUACAUCCCGUAAAAGUAGGCCGCUAUAACCCUAAACCUUUCACAAUUUGUGAUAUAACAGGAUGGCCUGUAUCGAACUUGACAUAUCCUAAUGCGAUGAAUCCAACUUUUAGCGACAUCCAUUCCAAAAGGGGUAGAAUACAAACAGCGAAACUGACAGUUUUGUAUAAUGAGGCAUGUGGUUGGUUCAAAGAAAAAGAUGAUUUGAUAUGCCUUGAAUAUGAUACUUCCAGAAAGGGAUCCAUAUGCCCGCGCCUGGAAGGGGCUUCCCUAACAUGCAAUCGGAUUUUCCUCGGUAUGUAUACUGGUACAGAUAAGUGCGAUCGAACACAUCACCUUUACCGCAUUCCAAGUAUUCCAUUUUACCGUGAUUUCAUUGUUAUGGCACUAACGAAUAAGUCUACUUAUCAUGAUCAUUCAAUGGAUUUCUAUGUUCUAAUAGUCUUGUUGUUUUCAUGUUAAAUUUAUUUCCUUAUAAAAAUAUAGACACAAUGGAAAAGCUACACUAGAA